Messenger RNA from Cydia splendana, 1793 nucleotides. RefSeq lists its product as uncharacterized. The record is from RefSeq and is a predicted model, not a curated record. Bases 133 to 1134 code for a protein of 333 amino acids. NCBI's taxonomy places the organism in Eukaryota, Metazoa, Arthropoda, Insecta, Lepidoptera, Tortricidae. The transcript has 7 exons.
CAAUCACGACAAUCUGGCACCAAGAGUCACUUAAAAUGUCAAAGAAACUGUAAAAACAUGGAAAUGGAAAGAUUGGGAAAUGGUAAAUUGUGAGUGAUGUCGAUAUUACUGCAGCGCCGGCUCCGCUGACGCAUGGCGAAGACUGUCAGCUUCAAUGCCAACUGUAACCUGAGUGACUCGUACUUGGAGGACGCUGCCAAAUGGCUGAGCUGCAAUGGCGAGGUGUGGGGCAUGGGGCCCACGGCCCUGUUCACGGCCGCGGCCGCGCUGUUCUUGCACCACGAGCUGCAGGCCUCGCUGUUUGGCCCUGGGGACCAUCCGAAUGUGACAAUGCUGGAACACAUUCUCGUGACCGCCAUGGUGGUGGGCACGCUGGCGCUGAUGGUGCACAUCUGGGUGUGUCUGAUGCGGUUCUUCCAGUACUACCUCGACACCCUCAUUAGAGAUAGCCCCAACGUCCUACUGGAGAUGACGACCGCGGGCCUGCUGGGGUCCUCGCAGCCAGAACUGGCUGCCCUCGGCCCGCUGACCCGGUUCCUCCGGCAGCAGCAGCCUCAGAUCCACAUCACGCUCUGCUGGCUGCUGGCGCUGUGCUACGCCGAUUACAUCAGGAAGCAUUACAGCACGAGAUUCAAUAUGCCGUAUUUGGAACAGUGGCAAGGGGAACUGCACGCGAUGGCGGAACGGCGCGCUCGCGGCGCUCUAUCGGCAGCGCACAGUUUCGCAGAGGGAGUGCGCCAGCGGCUCCGGGGCCUUGCACCACCGCCGCCAACUAACGAGGCCCAUACUAUCACGUCGGACAAAAGCUCGCGGACUGCCCUCAGCAGAUGCGGCAGCUCGGCGCUGGGAGGCCGUUGCCGAGCCAGCGAGGCCGAGGUCUGUGUGCACAACGAACGUACAGCCAUCGACACCGAGGACUUACAGAAGCUUAGAGCGUAUAUCAAGGCGACGCGGUGCGCAUGCGGCGGCGGCGGGACAUGCAGUACACGAACAUGUUCACUCACACCGACUCGCACGCCCUCAACACCUGCUGCAGACGCAGUUCAGUCGGUCAGUGAGUCGUGUGGCGUCCGAUCCAACACUACAGUGUCCUUCGCACAAUCUCUCGAGCGGAGACGGAGCAGCAUAUGGUAACAAGGUCACUAGGUGGCGGUGGCAGCAUGUUACGACCAUGUUCGACCACGCCACCUACGCCCCCGUCUGCAGUUCAGUCGUGUGGAGGUGUAUCUGGCGCGAGAUUUGUACUGAACUUUCAUAGAAGAGCCGCGCCAUCUUUCGUGACUCGACUUUUAAGAGCGGGUGUAGAUCAGAUCAGGCCUGCUUAACUGUUUCUGGUGUUGAUUGUACCUAUAAGGUGGACUAUUGCAGAAUGUGAAGUUUUAAUCUUAUUGGAUCAUGUGCUUUCAUUUCUUCGAUGACCUUCUAUGUAAUAAAUGUAGUAAUUUUGAAUGAUUAUUAAGCUUUUUAGGAUGUUUUUCUGCCUUUGCCGUCAUAUAUCAUAUUUAAAAACGUCACUCUGUCACGCAACUCUGUCAUGAUAUGCGUUGCGUAAGUAUAUAGGUAGAUUUAAAGCUACUUGAAGGCACUAAGGUCAUCAAAAUUGUAAGACUUGUAGAACUUCUUGGCGUGGCGACAUUCAAUAUGAUUUAAACGUUCUUGUCGUGUCCAAAGAUAAAUAACCUCUUAAUUAAGUGGAUACUCGAAUCGAAAUGAGGUUUGGUUGGUUGAUAAUAAGGAUCUGCGGUGUCUAUUUAGGCACAUUUGAAUUAAAUUAAUAAAUGAUGUACAGGAUA